Molecule: messenger RNA, 2108 nt
Organism: Xenia sp. Carnegie-2017
Lineage: Eukaryota; Metazoa; Cnidaria; Anthozoa; Malacalcyonacea; Xeniidae
Product: metalloreductase STEAP4-like
Exons: 8
Coding region: 276-1313 (345 amino acids)
Biological process (GO): copper ion import
Cellular component (GO): endosome; plasma membrane
Molecular function (GO): cupric reductase (NADH) activity; ferric-chelate reductase (NADPH) activity
Source: RefSeq, a predicted model, not a curated record
GAGCGUAAAUUAUGAUAAGAAGAAGAAAAUACACAAAAACUACAAUUUCAUCGCGACAAGCCUGUUUCGUGAUUUCUCACUCUUCAGGGGAUGAUGUUAAAUUCAUUUCAGAAUAAGGUUUGAGAAUAAGGAUUUUGAAAGUGUUUGAAUACCUGCUGUGGGCGGUAAUUGAUCAUUUCAGAGAUAAGACGUACAUAAAGCCAAAGAUACUGAAAUCGUUGUCCAAAGACGCCUUCAUGAAACAUUAGUAUACGCACGAAAAUCAGACAUCAAACAUGGAAAUUGUAAGAUUCGUUUCUAAAGAAGAUAUUGAAAUGGCAACAAACUUACUGCCAGAAAGGAAGCCACGAGAGAAAUUGACUGUUUUGGGUACAGGAGACUUUUGUCGUGCAUUAACAAAACGACUCUCAACGGCUGGAUAUCACGUCGUUAUGGGAAUACCGUUUAAUAUUGUAUCCUUGAACGAUGCUUUGGAACACUCUGACAUCAUUUUUCUUGCCAUUUCUUUACAUGGAUAUGACAGUUUAUUGACAUCAUUGGGGAGCCAACUAAAUGGAAAGAUUGUUGUUCACGUUAGCAAUCGAACCCAGACCUCUUUCAACGAGCUAUCUAAUGCUGAGGACUUAUCAAGUCUACUACCUAAAGCUCACGUUGUGAAAGACUUCAAUGUGAUAUCUGCAUGGGCAUUGGAACUAGAUAUUUAUGGAGGAAGUCGGACUGUUUACAUUUGCGGAGAUAAUGCGGAAGCAAAGAAAAGAACUCGUACGAUUAUGCAAAUAUCUGGAAGAGUGCACUUUACACCCCUUCAUCAAGGCUCACUAAAGGGCGCCAAAGCUAUCGAGAAAAAGCCAAUGGAGCUAUUUUUGGGAUUUUUGUACUUCGUUAUGUGGUUAUUCUUCAUCCUUGCGUAUCUAAUUCGAAAGGUUCCGUUUACUAUUUUUCCUCUAAGAGAGAUCAGUAUUAUUAAUGCCUUCACUGUAAUUGGACUUUUGGAAAUGGUUUAUCUCCCAGGAUGCAUUGCCGCCAUUGUACAUUUGGUAUACGGUACCAAAUAUCGUCGUUUUCCAAAAUGGCUUGACAUUUGGAUGAAAUCUCGUAAACAACUUUCAGAUAAACUGACAAUGAAGAUGGCUUCAAAACACUUUCUGCUUUUUCUCAUUGGUGAGAUGUCACUGAUCUACAUUAUUACAACAGCAAAAUAUCAUUUGGAUCUCCUAGAUAAUGGAGGUUGUUCAAUUACUUUCACAAAUGGAUUGUAUGCAGUUAAAAAGACUGGCUCCUUUUACAAGCGUUCACCGCCACCUGAAGAGUGAAAAAUGGAUAAAUCGUGCACAAAAAAUAGGCAAUAACGGUUGGGCUGGCUUCAAGUUCCUUUUCUCGGACCAGAUGGUGACUUGUAUGCAGUUCGUAAAGAUGGGACAUUUUGAAAGGUUCUCCACCUAAAAUGCACGUGACAGCUGGAGUGAUCGUGCAACUAAAUUGGCAAUAAUGGUUGGGCUGACUUCAAAUUUCUCUUUUUUGGUCCUGGCAGUGACUUGUAUGCAGUUCGUAAAGAUGGCAAGUUUUUGAAAGGUUCUCCACCUAAAAAUGCACUUGACAGCUGGAGCACUCGUGCAACUAUAAUUGGCAAUAAUGGUUGGGCUGACUUCAAAUUUCUCUUUUUUGGUCCACAUUGCAACCUGUAUGCCGUCCAACCAGAGGGUUCCAUCUUUACAACGUACGAACCAAAGGACAGGUCUGACAGAUGGUUAGACCGCGCAAAAAAGAUUGGCACAAACGUUUGGCAACAUUUCAAGUUCCUCUUUUUUGGUCCUGGGGGUUAUUUGUACGCAGUACCAUGUGAUGGUUCUUUACGAAAAGCCCCUCCUCCAAGAAACGCAAGUGAUACCUGGAUUUCUCGCUCAUCUAAAAUCGGUGCUAAAGGAUGGGCAAGUUUUGCAUUUCUGUUCUAAUUCUCUUGAUUUACUUCAGUAGCUACUAACAAUUCAUGAUUAUAUUAUGGUAAUUGUUCUCAACGUAAACAGUUUUAAAAUAUAAUGUCAUUAGCAACCCAUUUUGCUUUGGUUGCAUGUUAUUGCUUAUUAAACAUUUCUCAAAUUUUGUAAUAA